Messenger RNA from Dipodomys ordii (Ord's kangaroo rat), 4313 nucleotides. RefSeq names its product actin filament associated protein 1-like 2 (gene Afap1l2). Gene Ontology annotation, biological process: positive regulation of epidermal growth factor receptor signaling pathway; inflammatory response; regulation of mitotic cell cycle. Gene Ontology annotation, cellular component: cytosol. The transcript is spliced from 20 exons. The record is from RefSeq and is a predicted model, not a curated record. Bases 73 to 2526 code for a protein of 817 amino acids. Lineage: Eukaryota; Metazoa; Chordata; Mammalia; Rodentia; Heteromyidae. Gene Ontology annotation, molecular function: SH3 domain binding; SH2 domain binding.
CAGAGCGCGCAGCCCAGCGCGCAGCGCGGCGCCGAGGGACGGAGCUGUGGGAGCGCACGGCGGUGCAGGACGAUGGAGCGGUACAAAGCCUUAGAGCAGCUGCUGACCGAGCUGGAAGACUUCCUCAGGAUCCUGGACCAGGAGAACCUCAGCAGUGCAGCCGUGGUGAGGAAGAGCGGCCUGGCUGAACUCCUCCACCUCUACAUCAAGAGCAGCAGUUCUGAUGAAGAGUACAUUUACAUGAACAAAGUCACCAUCAACAGGCAGCAGAAUGCAGAGUCUCAGGACAAAGUGCCAGAGGAACAGGGCCCAUUGAUCAACGGGGAGCUCAGCCUGCACACGUCCGCCCCUCAGAAGAGCCUCCCCGACCUCCCGCCAUCCAAGAUGGUAAGUGUGGGCCCAGGGCCUCUGAUCCCACCAAUCCAGUCACCCUUCUACGCUGAGCAUGCAGAGCCUUUCUUCCCUUCACUGGAGGAUGGAGAGGCAGUGAGCAGCUCUUAUGAGUCCUACGAUGAAGAGGAGAGUGGCAAGGGCAAGUCGGCCCCCUACCAGUGGCCCUCGCCAGAGGCCAGCAUCGAAUUGAUGCGAGAUGCCCGGAUCUGUGCCUUCCUAUGGCGCAAGAAGUGGCUGGGCCAGUGGGCUAAGCAGCUCUGUGUCAUCAGGGACACCAGGCUCCUGUGCUAUAAAUCCUCCAAAGACCAUAGCCCUCAGCUGGACGUGAACUUGCUGGGCAGCAGCGUUGUGCACAAGGAGAAGCAGGUGCGGAAGAAGGAGCACAAGCUGAAGAUUAUGCCAAUGAAUGCUGAUGUGAUCGUGCUGGGCCUGCAGAGCAAAGACCAAGCUGAGCAGUGGCUCCGGGUUAUCCAGGAAGUCAGUGGCCUCUCUUCUGAAGGAGCAUCCGAGGGGAACCAGUACACCCCAGAUGCCCAGCGCCUGAAUUGUCAGAAACCAGAUAUAGCUGAGAAGUACUUGUCAGCUGCAGAGUAUGGAACCGCUGUGGAUGGGCACCCCGAGGUGCCAGAGACUAAGGAUGUCAAGAAGAAAAGUUCAUCUGGCCUUAAACUGAGCAACCUAAUGAACCUGGGAAGGAAGAAAUCCACCUCACUGGAGCCCACAGAGAGGUCCCUUGAGACAUCAAGUUACCUGAAUGUGCUGGUGAACAGCCAGUGGAAGUCCCGCUGGUGCUCUGUCAGGGACAAUCACCUACACUUCUACCAGGACCGGAACCGGAGCAAGGUAGCUCAGCAGCCGCUCAGCCUGCUGGGCUGUGAAGUGGUUCCAGACCCAAACCCUGACCACCUCUACUCCUUCCGCAUCCUCCACAAUGGCGAGGAACUGGCCAAGCUGGAGGCCAAAUCUUCUGAGGAGAUGGGCCACUGGCUAGGCCUCUUACUCUCUGAAUCAGGCUCCAAGACAGACCCAGAAGAGUUCACCUACGACUAUGUGGAUGCUGAGAGGGUUUCGUGUAUUGUGAGUGCUGCCAAAACCUCCCUCUUACUGAUGCAGAGGAAGUUCUCCGAGCCCAACACAUACAUCGAUGGUCUACCCAGCCGGGACCUCCAGGAGGAGCUGUACGAUGACGUAGAGAUGUCGGAGCUGACAGCUGGAGUAGAACCUGCUGGGGAGACCGCCCCUGCCACAGAUAUCAUGACUGAGAGCGAGCUUGACCGAGUCUACCUGGACCUCACGCCAGUCAAGUCCUUCCUAUACAGCCCCAGCGGGGCCCAGGCCCAGGCCACCUCCCCUCCAUCACUGUAUCUGGAUCAUCUGGCUGAUGGCCUCCCUGUAGACCCAAGUCCAGGCCCCAGCCUGGAUGAACUCUGCAGGAAGUCUCCAGAGGACUCGGCAGGCCAGAGGCAGCUGGAGAGCCAGGAGCCUGAGGAACUCACCCUGAAAACCCCCACGGUCAAGUUGCAGGCUGAGCAGCAGAGAAUCUCUUUUCCAGCAAAUUGUCCUGACACCGUAGCUACCGCACCAGCCAGUGCCAGCCCACCCGCGAAGGACAGGCUGCGGGUGACCAGUGCAGAGAUCAAACUUGGCAAGAAUCGGACAGAGGCUGAAGUGAAGCGGUACACAGAAGAGAAAGAACGACUGGAAAAGAAGAAGGAAGAGAUCCGGGGGCAUCUGGCUCAGCUCCGGAAAGAGAAACGAGAGCUGAAAGAGACUUUGUUAAAAUGCACAGACAAGGGAGUCCUGGCCAGCCUGGAGCAGAAGCUGAAGGAAAUUGAUGAGGAGUGCCGCAUCGAGGAGAGCAGGCGUGUGGACCUUGAGCUCAACAUCAUGGAGGUGAAGGAAAACCUGAAGAAGGCUGAAGCUGGGCCUGUGACACUGGGUACCACUGUGGACACCACCCACUUGGAUAGCAUAAGCCCCCGUCCCAAAGCUGCCUCUCCCAUCCCUGUCCCAGACUGCACCCCCGUCAACUCUGCUUCCGUGCUUAAGAACAGGCCUCUUUCGGUCAUGGUCACAGGCAAAGGCACCGUGCUACAGAAAGCUAAGGAAUGGGAGAAGAAAGGAGCAAGUUAGAAAUUCAACACCAUCUAAAGACUCUUGUGUGUCAAUAUGGACCUUCUUGACAAUCCUGCUUCAGUAAAGUCUUCAUUAAAACAGAAACUCUGAGCAAGGGUGAACCUGUUUGGAAGAAAAAGCCAGGACUGGAAUACAACAAAUAAAGAGCUUUGGCUGAAAAAAGGGAAGCUCUGUCCCUUUGCUAAGUCAAAGGGAAUGUAACAGCAACAAAGACUUCUUUGUAAAUCUAAGUCUUUUAGCUGCAAGUCAUUGUUGUAUUUAGGAUGUUCUGUGUUUCACUUUUGAAGUUUUAUCCAUUGCUUUAUCAAGAUUUUUAAGUAGCAAAAAGCUUCUGAUGAUUAGACUUUGAUGGAAGAGAAGUUUAGGUUUCAGGGUCAGGUGGCUUUGUUAACUGAGAAGAUCUAAACACUUGACUGUCGUCACUUAUCUGAUACCUGUCAGUACUGGGGGUUAAACCAUCCUUGCCUCCGGUAUUAGUUGGUCCAUCUCUUCAGUGAUUUUAAACAGCAUUUAUAGCAUUGGUGUAAAACCACUUAAAUUAUGGACUUUGAAGUUCAAACAAAGGAACUGUUUGGGAUGAAGCUAAGACAAUGACUCUACUAAAGUAAGGACUUUUUUUUCCAGUGCAAGGCAGGUCUGAAUCAACUGCUUUUAAAUAAAGUUGUAAGUGAUGCUAUAACAUAUACAAAAAUAUGUUUUAAACUCCAUCAUUUAGAGCAGUGAAAUUUGAAUUUAACUUUACAUCACUAUAGAAAAGCAAUUAUUGUGUUUACAGAUUCAGUCCUGUGAUCAAGUUACUUUUAGGAAAGAAUUAUUUAAUAUAAUAUUCUUUUAGUCCUCAUUUUGAAGAUGUUUUAAUUUCCAGUCCCCUGCAAGAGAAAAAUAUGGUGAAUUGGUUAGGGUAGCCUUCUUCUUCUCUUAAAAUUGGCAGUACUAUUCUCUGUGCUGCUCCAUUUCCUCCUGUGACAGUGUUGUUGGCUAGCAGAGGUUGAAACAUUUCAUAUGUUAUCCCUGCCUUGUUUCUUGGAAUCUGAAUCAGAGUUCUCUAACACUGAUUCCUUAAAGUCUUUUUAAAAUUUUUUAAUUGUAUUUCUAAUCCCAGGGCAUUUAUUUCCUGUGUCAUAAACACUUGGUAACCUUUACCAAGUGGUGAGUUCAUUUUUUUUUUAAAUAAAAUGGUCAUUGUAUUUUGUGUUUUCCUUGCAUUUGAUAAAAUGUCACGGUUAUUUAACUGGCUGAACUUUAGAAUGUGUACAGUUAAAAUUGAUAGAACCACAAGGUAGGAUCCUAGCAAGAGAUUUUAAUCCUCCUUAAAGCAAAUGACCAAAGUAAGCCUGAACAAAGAUUUAAAUACAAUGGACUUAACAUACAUAAAAAAGCUGAAGAAAAUAUUUAUACAUAGGAAAAUGGGGAGGGAGGAUUCAUGUUUCUGGAAGUUAAACAGACUUCUAAAUAAUUCUUGGUGAAAGGAAACAUACCAAUACUUGGAAGAUUGUCUAGGUAGUAACUAAGGAACUUGGUCACAAAAAUUUGCUUACUUAAGAAACGACAGAACAAUACCUUGAUCCUUUAAAAAGAUAAUGCAAUAAAAAGCCAAUGUAAGGCCAUAAAAAGAGGCUUUAAAACAUUGCCAAGAUUGUUUAGCUACAAGAUAAUACUGACUAUAGCAGUGUGAACUUUGAGAAAUAGGAAUUUUCCAUGAUAUAAUUAGUAUUGGUCUGAUACCAAAAAUUCUAUACCUAGUAUAAACAAAGUUAAACCUCACUUUCAAAUUUGGUGAAAAA